AUGCCCGGUAUGUGGCAGAGAACUGAACAGCCUUACAAACCUCAACGUCUCGUUGCAAUGCAGCAUGAUAGGAGAAACAAAAAGACCUUGUACCUGACACCGCAAAUCACCUAUUGUUCUAAUGUUCCAUUGGCGUUGAGACAUCAUAAACAUCCCGGGAUGCGAAGACUCUCACCUGUAUUUGCAGCUGAGCGCGACGAAAGCGCUCGCGAUGAGCCCGGAACAGAGGACUACCAGCGAAAUGGAGAUGAAAACCAUCCGACGAUGGAAGCUACAAUCGAUAAAUUCAAAGCGGUGCCGGCCCUUACGAGUCUGUCGUGGGAAGCAGAGCCUGACGGGGUACUCACUAGACGGGCCCAACGACGAUAUACGGGAUUACGACUCCUUUCCGAUUCCAAUCCGAUAAAUUUUAAGUUUCCGCUUCGAUUAUUUUAUACAACUACAAACUAUACAUUGGGAGGAAAAGGAUACGAGGACGUUUUGGUUAGUGGGUUGGAAACACUGCGAUUACGCUGCUUGGUUAAGGGUAUGAGCGCACUCGAGAGGACAGAUGCGCGUGUCGGUUUACAAUAG
This is a messenger RNA of Sclerotinia borealis F-4128, 573 nucleotides long. The record is from the annotation of a GenBank genome assembly. NCBI's taxonomy places the organism in Eukaryota, Fungi, Ascomycota, Leotiomycetes, Helotiales, Sclerotiniaceae.